AUGGUCUCACUACUUCCAACAGUUGGAACUGAGCAUCAAAAUGCAAAGCAAGAAAUAGAUAAAUUGAGAAAUAAUGAAGAACUCUCAAAACAAGAAAACAACAAACUUAAAAGAGAAUUAGAAGAAUCUAAACAAAAAAUAAAUCAAUUGAUAAAAGAUGCAGAAAUCUCAAAACAAGUAAUAAAUAAAUUGAAAAAAGAUGCAGAAAUCUCAAAACAAGAAACAGAACCACUAAAACAAGAAAACAAUAAAUUGACAAAGAUAAUAGAUAAUUCAAAUCAGAUCCGAUCAAAUAAUAGUUCUGAUUCUCCAAAAUUCAGAGUUUUCACUCGCGUUGAAAACACCAACUUAUUAAACCAACCAUGA
This is a messenger RNA of Trichomonas vaginalis G3, 366 nucleotides long. RefSeq lists its product as uncharacterized. Bases 1 to 366 code for a protein of 121 amino acids. The record is from RefSeq and is a predicted model, not a curated record. The transcript has a single exon. Lineage: Eukaryota; Parabasalia; Trichomonadida; Trichomonadidae.